Messenger RNA from Microthlaspi erraticum, 582 nucleotides. Lineage: Eukaryota; Viridiplantae; Streptophyta; Magnoliopsida; Brassicales; Brassicaceae. The record is from the annotation of a GenBank genome assembly.
AUGACUAUAGCUUUAGAUGCUAAGAACAAAAUCGCUUUCAUCGACGGAUCUAUUCCUCGGCCAAGUGAAUCUAAUCAUAACUUCAGGAUCUGGUCUCGUUGCAAUUCGAUGGUGAAAUCGUGGAUUCUUAAUUCAGUUUCUAAGCAGAUCUAUAAGAGUAAUCUGCGUUUUAAUGAUGUUUCGGAAAUCUGGACUGAUUUGGAAACGAGAUUUCAUAUCACUAAUCUUCCGAGAUCAUACAACUUGUCUCAGCAAAUAUGGUCUUUGCAGCAAGGUUCCAAUGAUUUAGCUACCUAUUACACCAAACUCAAGACUCUUUGGAAUGAAUUGGAUGGAGCUGAAUGCAUAGAAACUUGUCAUCGUUGUGAUUGCUGCAAAGCGACUGCUACUAAGGCUGAGCAUGCGAAGGUGAUUAAGUUCUUGGCAGGAUUGAAUGACUCUUACUCUGUCAUUAGAAGUCAGAUCAUUAUGAAGAAGAAUGUUCCAGUAUUAUCCGAGAUCUACAACUUACUUGAUCAGGAUCAUAGCCAACGGACUAUCAAUCGGGUCAAAUGCUUCUACGUUUCAUGUUGCUUCUCCUGA